AUGAAUGCCGGCUACCACGUCGAGCUGGCCGGUGGGGGGCACUACAAUGCGAAGGGCUUGCGCGCGAAGAUCGCAGCGAUCCAAGCCAAGCUCGAGAAGCCGGGGCUGGGGUUCACGCUGAAUGCGCUGUACAUCAACCAGAAGCAGUGGGCGUUCCAGUUCCCGCUGUGGCUGGAGAUGCGCAAGGAGGGCCUGCCGAUGGAGGGCUUUGUGGUUGCGGCGGGGAUCCCGAGCACGGAGAAGGCGAAGGAGAUCGUCGACGGGCUGCGCGAGGCGGGGCUCAAGCAUGUGAGCUUCAAGCCGGGCUCGGUCGACGGGAUCCGCCAGGUGGUCCAGAUCGCCGCGGCCCACCCGGACUUCCCGCCGCUGCUGGCCACCUAUGCCUCGAUCCGCAGCCAGCCCAACCUGGUCCUGGUCGUCGGCUCGGGCUUCGGAUGCGCUGAGGACGUGUAUCCCUAUCUGACCGGCGCCUGGUCCAGGGACAUGUUCGGCGUCCAGCCCAUGCCCGUCGACGGCAUCCUCUUCGCCAGUCGCAUGAUGGUCGCUAAGGAGGCCGCUACCAGCCUCGCCGUCAAGGAACUCAUCGUCCAGGCCCAGGGCGUCCCCGACGACCAGUGGGAAGGCACCUAUGACCGCGAGACCGGCGGGAUCAUCACCGUCACCUCCGAGCUCGGCGAGCCCAUCCACAAGAUCGCGACGCGCGGGAUCAAGCUCUGGAAAGAGUUCGACGAAACGGUCUUUGCCCUUCCCCGCGCAAAACGCGCGGCCUGGCUCAAGACGCACAAAGAGUACGUCGUCAGGCGGCUGAACGCCGAUUUCCAGAAGCCCUGGUUUGCCGAGAAGGACGGCCAGCCGGCCGAGCUGGGCGACAUGACCUACGCAGAGACUGUCGAUCGGCUGGUCCGGCUGAUGUAUGUCCGCCAUCAAUCGCGCUGGGUCGAUCCUACCUUGCGAAACUUGGUUGGAGAUUGGCUUCGAAGAAUCGAAGAGCGGCUCUCCGUCGUCAACGGCGCGCCCAAGAUCUCCGAGCUCCAGUCGUACGCCGAGCUCGACUGCCCCAGCCCCACGUUGCAGAAGUUCUUUGCCAGAUAUCCCGAGGCGCGCACGCAGAUCUUGGCCUCUGAGGACAUCGUCUACUUCCUGAGCUUGUGCCAGCGCCCCGGCCAGAAGCCGGUCCCGUUCAUCCCCGUGCUGGAUGCGGACUUUGGAAUCUGGUUCAAGAAGGACUCUUUGUGGCAGGCGGAAGACAUCGACGCGGUGUUUGACCAAGACCCGCAACGGGUGGCGAUCCUGCAAGGCCCGGUGGCCGUCCGGCACUCCCGCACGACCGAGGCCACGGCGGGGGCGAUCCUGCGCGGGAUCGAGGCGGGGCUGGUUUCGCGCCUGCUUGCGGAGGAGUAUGGGGGCGACGAGGGGCGCGUGCCGCGGAAGGACUUCCUGUGUCCCCACGUGGACGGCGCGGCGAACGCGCACAUCCUGCAGACGGCGACGGGCAAGAUCGCGUGCCAGGUGCGGGCGCACGCGACGCCGGGCCACACGGAGCACAUCUACGACAUCGUCGGCGGGCUCCCGCCGAGUCUGGCCUGGCUCGAGACGCUCGCGUCCGCCGGGACCGCCGGCCGCGAGCCCUCCUGGCUCGCCGCCCUCCUCCGCUCCCAAGCCCUCGUCCACGGCCCCGAGUUCCGCCACAACCCCCUCCUCUCCGUCCUCGCCCCCAGACCCAACCAGCGCGUCACCGUCCUCACUGAUCAGAAAGGCAGGCCCCUCAACGUCAAGGUCUUCGGCGGCGUGCCCCGCCCCCGUCUCGCGCCCGCCGCCCCGCUCGUCGCCCAUUGA
Puccinia triticina is the source of this 1836-nucleotide messenger RNA. RefSeq lists its product as uncharacterized. Bases 1 to 1836 code for a protein of 611 amino acids. Gene Ontology annotation, molecular function: fatty acid synthase activity; enoyl-[acyl-carrier-protein] reductase (NADH) activity. The transcript is spliced from 5 exons. NCBI's taxonomy places the organism in Eukaryota, Fungi, Basidiomycota, Pucciniomycetes, Pucciniales, Pucciniaceae. The record is from RefSeq and is a predicted model, not a curated record. Gene Ontology annotation, cellular component: fatty acid synthase complex. Gene Ontology annotation, biological process: long-chain fatty acid biosynthetic process.